Molecule: messenger RNA, 549 nt
Organism: Aureococcus anophagefferens
Lineage: Eukaryota; Pelagophyceae; Pelagomonadales; Pelagomonadaceae
Exons: 2
Cellular component (GO): cytoplasm; nucleus
Molecular function (GO): protein binding
Source: RefSeq, a predicted model, not a curated record
AACAGUCCCCUUGAGCAGGCCGCGCUCUACGGUCAGCCAGACUGCAUCGUUGUGCUCCUCAAGGAUCCCGCGGUUCGAGCUUCGCUGCGCGAGCGUCAGUCCGACGCGAUCGCCAAGGCCUGCACUCAGGGCCACGUGGCGUCGCUCACGCUCCUUCUCGACGUCGAUGGCGUCGACGCUGGCCACGUCCGACCGUGGCCGAGGAUAACGUCCCAUACCUCGACGAUGCUUCACGCGGUGACGAGCGACGAAGUGAACGUCGUGGAGACGCUCAUCCACUACGGCGUGGACGUGAACUUUAGCGUGCCGGAGUAUAAGACGCCGUUGGGCAUGGCGGCGAUCCAAGGCUACAUCGACAUUGCGGAGCGCCUCCUGGACGCCGGCGCGACGGUGCGGCGGCGGGACGGCGACCGCUUCGGCCCGGGAAAUCCGCUCUGUGAGGUCGUCGCGUACGCCGGGAACGAGGAGAUGUGCCGCGUGCUCCUCGACGCGGGCGCGGACGUUUCCGCAUCCGUCGAAGAGAGCGGCGUCACGGCGCUCCAUAUCGCC